Suillus clintonianus is the source of this 1499-nucleotide messenger RNA. RefSeq lists its product as uncharacterized. The record is from RefSeq and is a predicted model, not a curated record. The transcript has 3 exons. Lineage: Eukaryota; Fungi; Basidiomycota; Agaricomycetes; Boletales; Suillaceae. Bases 159 to 1271 code for a protein of 370 amino acids.
AUUGAGCUCGUCGUCUUGACUCUUGUCGUUUAUAAGACACACUAAAAGUCGACCACCGACGCUCAUUAUUUACGUCUCAUCCAGCUGGACUGGCCACUGUAUACUCUUGUAAUUUAUUUAUUCAUUCGUUCCACACAUCGCUUGCACGCUAGCCGUCCAUGCAAUCAAACCGCCCGACCGUCCAGGCUGGAAAGUUCGGCCUGCCAAGUUCCCCCGCAUGCACUCGUCCCAGGAGAGACGCGCCUUUCGUGGAAGGUCACUCACGAAAUCAAAGUCAGCCUAUCGCUUUCAAUACUACUCGCCCGUUACGCCCUCGUAGACCCAUGGCAUCGGUGUCGGUUCCCGCCAGUGCCGUCCAUGUCACCCGGGCGUUCACUCGCCCUGGGCCUCAUACUAUAGGAACCACCUUUGAUUUCCGCUCCCAAACGCCUGCAGGCAAUCGCGAGUCGAGCACUUCAGCUGGAUCUGAAUCAUCUGCUUCAUCCUUCUCAUUUCAGGGGAGAAUGAAGGGGGCCCAUAGUCAGUUCUCUUCGUCCACUAGCUUAGAGGAUUUCUUGGACCCAUCAAACAAAUCCACUGGCCCUGAUAAAACACUCCAGACCGAUCCUAAUCUGUGUUUGGAUCCACAUGAAGACCCCCAGCAUGGUAGAUAUUUUUCAAUAUUGGAAAAUGGUGACAGCGUAUGGAAUCGUGUUGCUGCAGCUGCCAGCGUAUUGACAGUUAAUGUCAAUAAAGCAUGGUAUUCAAGGAUUGGCACCUCAGAGGGGGAAGAAACGGCUCCUGGACGUGACUCGCACUUGAUCCGCGUAAUGAAAGCCUAUCACCUUGCAAAGGCCCGUCAUCCGUCAGAUCUUCCCGACUGGCUCUUUGACGAGCGCGAACGGAAGCCAUCUCUCAGUUCUCGCUUCACAGAGUCGCCGAGAGGCGCAGUAUCUAAUGUUCAACCUCUGCGCCCUCCAGCGUUCCGUCAUGUCUACGACGACGCGGCCUCUCGUGCACAAAAUCAUCCACAGACCGCAUCCCACGUUCUUGUUUCUCCAGACAAGACCUCAAAGGCGGCGGAACGCUUAAAGGCAUUCAGGGAUGCAAAGCGCGCUGAUUUGGGGGUGCGGCACGUUUCCUCCAAGUCAGAGAGCUUGUCCUACUCUCCAUCACGAAUUCAUACCAACGUGGGUGAACGUCAUAGCGACGAUCACCGGGGCGCAUCGUCUUCUCCUACCACCAGACGACCUCUGCUGUCAGCACGGCCGUCUCAACCAGGCGCAUUUUGAUCUGGCUGGCAUGUCAGUCUUUCUCUGUCUGGAAGCGCGAGUUUCUGUGAGCACACAGACAAUUAUGAAUAAACAAUUUAUAUACUCUAUAUAACUUGGGUGUUAGACAUGUAUGCACAGGUGUUUUAGCGAAACUACUCAUUGGCGGUGUCGAAUAAAUGAAUUCAUUUUGUGAGACACCUAUAGCUAGAUCUUAUCUUAUCGUUGGCAAAUUCCUUCCAAAUCAGG